AUGUUCAAGCCUACGUCCGCCUUAUCGGGCGGCCUGCUAUGGAAAAUCCCAUGGCGACUCUCCUCGAUGCAAAAGGCCCGACAACGAAAACGGCUGAAGCUGGUCGAUAAAGUCGUCGACACGGUCAGCAUGGCGCUACAAAAUAAUGGCGGCAUGACGGCAAAGGCCGUGGACAGAUGGUACCAAGAGAUGCCGCGGGAAGAGGAAAUGCUCCCCAAGGACAAAUACACGAUCUUUGACCGCAAAGAGAAGAGAUAUCGCAAGGGCAUUCACAAGCUGCCGAAGUGGACAAGAGUCAGUCAACGACUCAAUCCACCUGGCUUCUAG
Exophiala spinifera is the source of this 327-nucleotide messenger RNA. RefSeq lists its product as uncharacterized. Gene Ontology annotation, molecular function: structural constituent of ribosome. Lineage: Eukaryota; Fungi; Ascomycota; Eurotiomycetes; Chaetothyriales; Herpotrichiellaceae. Gene Ontology annotation, cellular component: mitochondrial large ribosomal subunit. The coding region runs from base 1 to 327 and encodes 108 amino acids. The transcript has 3 exons. The record is from RefSeq and is a predicted model, not a curated record.